CCAGUGGGCAUUUGAGUUGUUCGGUACCAAAUGUAAAUAAACAAAACGGAAACCGCAUCACAGUCUAGCAGAAAAAGUGAAAAUACUCAAGCAAUUUUGUAAAAUUGUAAAAACCACCAAUGGCAUCUCGUGACAGCACUUCGAAAAAAGUCAACAGACCUUCGGUUAACAUCGCAAUCAACCCUGGCAGCGCUAAUCUUCCAAUCGGUUCCGCAGCCGGAAAUACCAGCGGGGCCUCCAAUGGGCCGGACAAUUCCAUCGGAGAAUAUGUGCCGGUAUUUUUCGAUGAAAUAUCACAACUCAUGCGUGGCUACGGAGACUGCGAGAAUCCGCUGCGGGAAUCAGUCAUAUUGGUGGAGAAAAUUGUGCUGCACCAGUUGAGGGGAAUUAUGCAGGAAGCGAUUGAUCACGCGAUGUCACGGAACAAUUCACCGGUUUUGUCGCGGAGGGAUUUUGAGUAUAUUAUGAGGAAGAAUCCGAUGCGGGUGGCUCGCUUCCAGAAGUACUUCCGGGAUAUGGCGUUUGUAAAGAAGAAAAUGAAGGAUCUGUAUGGGGAGAGAUUUUCGCAACUGGGAGAUUUGGGUUCCAAUUUGGACGAGUCGGACGAGGAUUCGGAUCGCGAUGUGGCGGAGAAAUUCGACGAGGAGAAAAUUAGGAGACUUUUCCGGGCGGAUCGGAUAUCACAAAUUCUCACCGGGAAGCAGUACGAGGAGUUUAAUUUGGCCAGACGGACGUCGUUUAUGCAUCGAAACACGAACAUCAUGAAGAAUCGAAUGCGGGUUUGGCUGAACUUUCCAGAGGAUGUGAAUAUCUCGCAAAGUUGCUUGUUGACGCUGUCCUAUUUGGCCCACGAAACGAUUGCUGUGUUGGUGGAUUUUUGUAUCCUAACGAGACUGGACUCAUCGAAUCGAGGAGUGGAUCCUUACAGUCGAGUGACUUCAACAGGUACUUCUCAUACUAUGCUACAUCUGUGUCCGGAAGUGACCCAUGGUCGGGGAGUGGAUGGUGUGAAGCCAAUCACACCACAGGAGAUUAAUGAAGCGAUGAGACGACAUCGACAAAUGGCCACCCAAAACCUGGGCCAUUUCAGGAACAAUGCACUCAACUGCAAAACUCCCUUUUUGGCGAUGUAAAGAAAGAAGUGUUGUAUUUUUCAGACAUAUUUAUCACAUUUCAGCGAUAUAUUUUACUUUUUGUUUGAAGUCAACAAUAAAAUCGAUCAUUGUCAUAACUCAUCGA
Toxorhynchites rutilus septentrionalis is the source of this 1239-nucleotide messenger RNA. RefSeq lists its product as uncharacterized. Gene Ontology annotation, molecular function: transcription coactivator activity; protein heterodimerization activity. The record is from RefSeq and is a predicted model, not a curated record. The transcript has 2 exons. Gene Ontology annotation, biological process: transcription by RNA polymerase II. Bases 120 to 1133 code for a protein of 337 amino acids. Lineage: Eukaryota; Metazoa; Arthropoda; Insecta; Diptera; Culicidae.